Molecule: messenger RNA, 2027 nt
Organism: Aspergillus novofumigatus IBT 16806
Lineage: Eukaryota; Fungi; Ascomycota; Eurotiomycetes; Eurotiales; Aspergillaceae
Product: putative efflux pump antibiotic resistance protein
Exons: 3
Coding region: 295-1911 (538 amino acids)
Biological process (GO): transmembrane transport
Molecular function (GO): transmembrane transporter activity
Source: RefSeq, a predicted model, not a curated record
CUUUACCAAUAGUAUUCUGCACAGAGAGCACAUGGAUAGGACUGUGUCUCUUGCCUUUUGCCAUUUUAGCUCAAUCGUCCGUACUACUCCUUUCUACCGCUUAUCCACUGAACUCCACAUCGCUGCACUCAGAUAGAUCCUAAUGCAAACCCUAACACCAAAACGUAUGUGACAGGCCGCCAUGGUAUCUCGAAUCUCGAGAGCUGGAAACUUGCCCAAGGACUGCGGUUUCUCGUCUUCCCGUUGCCCCGUCAUUUGGCGUGCUGAAUAAUUCUGCAGCGAAAUCUAACCACCAUGACGGCCUCUAUCCAAGACCACAACGAGGAUCGCCCUGACAACGAGGAGACUCCCCUCCUAGGAUCAUCCACGACGGACGCCCAAACCCAUGUCCUUCCGACCCGCCAGCUUGUUAUCGUCUUUACAGCUCUAGCGUUUGUGCAGUUUACGUCCUUUCUCGACCAAACCGCCAUUUCCACGGCUCUGCCCUCCAUUGCGCAAGACCUGCACACCGGCUCCUCCAUCUCUUGGGUCGGAGCGAGUUUCCUCAUCUCCAGCACCAGCGUCCAACUCAUCAAUGGCCGGCUCUCAGACAUCUUUGGCCGGAAGACCUGCCUCAUCACAACACUCACUGUGAUGGGACUCGGGAAUCUGCUAUCGGGAUUUGCGAGAACGCCGUUCGAACUGUAUGUGACUCGGGCGGUAAGUGGGUUGGGCGCCGGAGCGAUCAAUGCUUUGGUUCAGGUGACCAUCUCAGAUAUCACGACAUUAUCCCAACGAGGCAACUACUUUGGUAUCAUCGGGAUCUUCGUGGCGCUGGGAAAUGGCUUGGGUCCGGUGAUUGGUGGUGUGUUGACGAAACAGGCUUCGUGGCGAUGGGCGGUUUGGUUCAUCAGUCCAAUGGCGGCGCUGGCUGUGGGAAUCCUUUAUUUCGUCUUGCCGACAUCGCGCAUGAGCGGGAACAUGUGGACCAAGCUGAAGAUGGUGGACUGGCUCGGGGUUAUCGUGAGUGUGCUGGCUGUAGUGUUGGUAUUAGUAUGUCUCCUUGGCGUAGUCCAUGUUGACCAACAUGCUGACCGGAUUUACCUACAGGUACCCGUCUCGCAGGUGCGCCUUUUCAAUAACGGCUACUCAGCCAACAUUUUGCUGGCCCAAAAUCUUGCCAUCGGCUGGGUCUACUGGAGCAAUCUUUUCUACCUGCCUAUGUACUUUCAAAAUGUUCGAGGCUGGAGUCCUACCGAGGCCGGAUCCCUUAUCCUCCCCAUGGUGAUCGCUCAUGGAAUCUUCUCCGGACUCAGUGGUUUCCUCCUCUCCUGGACCGGCCGGUACUGGCCUAUCGUCGUCGGCGGAACGUCCAUUUGGACAGUUGCUACCAGCGGCAAAGCGUUCUAUGGAGCGAACACGCCGGUCUGGGUCUUCAUUGCCGUGGGUAUGCUUGAAGGCUUAGGGGUCGGCUUUUGCUUUCAGCCCGUCUUGGUCGCCUUGAUGACAAACUCGGCCAAUGAAGACCGUGCGGUGAUGACAGGCCUUCGAAAUUUUAUUCGAGCUAUGGGAGGAGCGGUCGGUAUUACCGUAUCCGGAGCUAUCUUGAGCAAUGUCCUCCAACUCGGACUUGGAGACAAAUUCUCACCGGAAGUAAUCGCUCGACUGACUUCCAGUGUUCAAAACUUACCAGAUUCAGAGUUCUCCCGUGAUGAGAUGCGUUUGAUUCUCUCAGUCUACAUGGAAGGACUCCACGCUGUUUUCAUAUCAUUUGUGCCUCUGAUCGCGCUAUGCUUUUCGUCAUCGCUUCUGGUCAAGAACUACCCAAUUGGAGGCAAAGAUAAGAUGACUGAGCGUCGUACACAGACAGGAAGAGCUAGCCAUGAUUUGGAGGAACCUGCCGAGGUUCCAACGGGCAGAGAUGGGGCAUGAUUAAAGAGUAUGGUGACUGAAACCAUGGCCAAGGACGGCUGGGCCGCUGUUGGAAAUAGUAAUACUGUAUCGAUUUACGAAUCGCUAGCAAUUUCUAUGGCCAAUCGAAAAUCAAU